Molecule: messenger RNA, 956 nt
Organism: Camponotus floridanus (Florida carpenter ant)
Lineage: Eukaryota; Metazoa; Arthropoda; Insecta; Hymenoptera; Formicidae
Gene: CNPYb
Product: protein canopy 4
Exons: 5
Coding region: 114-809 (231 amino acids)
Cellular component (GO): endomembrane system
Molecular function (GO): signaling receptor binding
Source: RefSeq, a predicted model, not a curated record
UCUAUGGUCAUCAUAGAGUCAUAGACUGCUACAUGUGUUGGCUAUACGAUAUUUCAAUAACAUUCCAAUAAUUCUAUGAUUUUACGAUUAAUAUUCUUCUUUUAUAAGUCACAAUGCUUGUAAAUCGUGCAAUUUUACUUAAUUUAUUAUUCGUAUAUUUUGUUUUUGGUGGUCCUGAAGAAGAACAUGGAGUAAAAUAUGCCAAUAAAUGCGAAGUUUGCAAAGUUUUAGCUACUGAACUUGAAGCUAGAUUAGAUGAAACUGGGAAAACACAUGAUGUAUUAGAGAUUGGAUAUUCAGUAGAUGAUAUUGUGCCAAAAAAGAAAAAAGACUACAAGAAAUCAGAAUUACGAUUAGUAGAAUCUAUGGAAAAUGUUUGCGAACGUAUACUGGAAUAUAAUAUACACAAAGAACGUACAGAUAGUACAAGAUUUGCGAAGGGAAUGAGUCAAACAUUUACGACACUGCAUAAUCUUGUGGAUAAGGGAGUCAAAGUAGAAUUGGGUAUUCCCUAUGAAUUAUGGGACAAGCCUUCUGUUGAGAUAACAACUCUAAAAACACAGUGUGAAGAUUUACUGGAGAGUCAUGAAGCUGACAUCGAAGAUUGGUAUAAUAAUCAUCAGGGAAAAAUUCCUUUAAUUAGAUAUUUAUGUUCCGAGCGUGCAUUGAAAGAACAAAAUGAUUCUUGCUUGUAUGAGAAAGGAGACACUGGGAAAGGUCUCAAAAAACAGGGAAAAAAGAAAAAAAAGAAGUCAAAUGAUGAAGAAAUUACGAAUGAUAAGUAUCAAAAAGUGAAGCAGGAAUUAUAAAACUGCAAGAAUAAACUGCCUCAACAAAUACAUUCAUAUAGAAUAACUGUUAUUAAUAGACUAAAGAUAAUAUGAUUCUGUAUCAAAACAAAUGUGGUAUAUAUAAUGGUAUAUAUAACAGACUGCGAUAUUAUAUAUAUAAAAAUA